CUCAACCACGACGUCGACAUUUUCUGGCUCGGGCCUUUCCGUUUUGCUGGGAUCUCCCUCUUAAUGUGCGGUGACCAAGAGUAACUUUACUACUCGCGCGUCGGUGAUGCUGGGAAACGGUGGUUUGUCCUACACUUGUCACCAGGGUGAACCUUGCAAUAUCUGCGCAGGCGUAAUCUCGUCCGCAUAAGAUCAUCUGCUAGUAUUCCCCACAGCCUGCUCUAUUAGAGCAGAAGACUGCCGCUUCGCAUGCACCUGCGCGAGAACUCUGUCGCUGUCAAGAUGAGUGUGCAGGGAAAUUUACAGCGCCCUCGCAGUGCGAGCUGGAAGGUGGAAGCUAUUCGCAGGGGUGAUCUUAAGAUCAGUGGGCCAAUUCCGAUCGAGGAGGAUACGCCACUGAGUGAUGAGGAAGAGAGGGAGUAUGCUGAGAGGCAUGGAGAAAAGGGUGCCGAGGAUACAUUGGAUGUACCCGCGCCUUCACACACAAUACGACAGGUUCCCAACUCGCAAGGAACAUUAAGACCGGAGGAUGCCAAUGAAGAGAAAGCCACCAAGACACUCAGUCGGGAUCAGGAUUUUGCACGGCAGGAACUGGAGCUUCGCGAUCAACAUCCAGCGCGGUCACCGCUCAGGUCACCACUAGGUAUGCAUCCGACAGACGGCACACUCUCUGGACAACGGGAAAGCGUUUUCCAACCAAGAUCGCAUACACCGCCAACGCCGUUGCGGGCGACGCCAGACAGUAUCCCUCACUCCACUGCGACUAUGAACGCAAAGAAACAGAAGCGCAAGAGCGGCAUCCGGGGUGUGUUUCGCAAGAUGUUCGGUCGCAAAGAUCGAGAAGAGUCGCAGGAGCGCAAUGUAGAACGUGAUGAGGAGCCUGUUCGCCGGGGGCAUAGUUACCACCACAGCGACCCUGGCCUGUUACAAAAGUCGCAGACAGCACCACCAGCGCAAGCGCAGACACAGCAGGCACAGACCCCCAACGCGCAACGGAUCUCCAACCUGACCGUGGAAGAGCUGCAACCGCCACACCCACUGAUAAAUCUACCAUACCCUAUGAAUGUCAACGCACCACCAGAAAGCCCACCACAUGAGUACCUGAGAUUCGAUUUCCAACGAACUGACAUUGGUGCGCGGAGAGCGACAUUGCCAAAUCUACCAGGUGACAAGGCUCAGCGACACAGUCUCGACGAACCGCGUGGUCGAUUGUUAACCUGGGAAGAGAAGACUGAGGAAGAACCCAUGCCAUCGUCAGACAUUGGCAUUGCGUUAUCAGGGCCCCCUAACGCUGCUCGUAUCUCCAUUGGAGACAGGCGCAGAUCUAGGAGCGCUGGUGCCCUGCGAGAACUAGCAAAACCUCGCCCUUCGCAUGACGGCCACCAGAGUCGGACUGAUGUGAUCAAGAGUUGGAGAGAUAGCUAUGCUUCAGCCAGCAUGUACAGUCAGAGCACCAGACCUCAGACUGCCCGAACGGUGGAGACAGUGCGGAGCGUCCAGCCGAAGGGACCUACUGUACAGGAGGCGGAGUCGAUCCAUGAGGCCAUGAGCGCAACGCUUGUUGGGCCAGAUGACCUGACGCCGAACGAGCCAACACCGCGAGCCGAAGCACCCAGCACUCCUGAGGCCGCGCCUCGACCACACGACUGGGAGACCCCUGAGCAUCCACCUGUGUCAGCAUUCAAUUUUGGCAACUUGGAGUCCAACAGCUCACAUGAGCACUCCGAGACUCUCGCUCAGCUAGAGGGGCCACCAGUACCCUCCCGAAGUCCGAAACGUCUUUCGGUCGAGGAUCGUGUACAAAACCUCGAGGAGAACAUCCACACACUCGAGUCCUCUCUCCGUCGCAUCUCACAACACAACCAACACCAAACCAUCAUUCUCGAAUCGGCACCACGCAACCUACGAACCCGCACACGCUCAACCUCACGAUCCAUAUCUACGGUCAGCAUCCACCAGCGCGAGCCUCUUGCUCCCGCGAUCGUACCAACUAGCAACCUCGCAUAUGAAUCAAGCCCGCCCUCACCACCCCUUACACACACAGACGAGAAAACGACCAAAGAGGACCUCGCCUCAAUGCACUCCCUCCUCGAGUCGGAGCGCACCGCCCGCCUGGCCCUUGAAUCGCGCGUCGUCACGCUGCAAACCGAAGUCCAAGCGCUCCACGACCUGGUCAACAAGCUCAUCACACGCACUACCGUCGCCACAACGAGCCCGCAGUACCCAACGCCCAGUCCGGAUAGCAUCCGCCCCGGCACCGAGGACUGCGUGCCCACGCCGCGCCAGGGCCGCUACGAAGCCCGCCGGCAAGCUACUGAAGACAGCGAAAUCGUGAGCCCCGAGGCGUGGGCUACCCCCAAGGAAGGCAGUUUCGAGGUGGACAAUCGCAGUCAGUAUUUCGAGAGGCGGUAAAUCUGUCUGGUCUCUCUAAGAGAAGCUGGAGCGUAGAGGGAAGGUACGAACCACGGCUCUUGCCGAAUGACAGUCUUUUUGCUUUUGGACGAGUCUUUUGCAUGAUGCAGACACAGCGCGGCGUUAUCUGGGGUUCUACGAUGCAUCUUUCGUUGCAUCAUUCAUUGCACACUUUUAUAUUCUUAUCUUUUUUAUU
Boeremia exigua is the source of this 2608-nucleotide messenger RNA. RefSeq lists its product as uncharacterized. The transcript is spliced from 2 exons. The record is from RefSeq and is a predicted model, not a curated record. The coding region runs from base 250 to 2412 and encodes 720 amino acids. Lineage: Eukaryota; Fungi; Ascomycota; Dothideomycetes; Pleosporales; Didymellaceae.